GAAAAAGGGGAAAUAAAGGCAUUAACCGCGUAACCACAAAAAAAGAAAUCAACUCCAAAUAAAUGCUUCUGGAGGAGUAUAAGUGUAUCAAGCAUUUCCCUUUGGCACCCCCUUUAGACUCGCUCGACCAGGUUUCCCAUUUCCGUCGUGUGCUGUACCGUCGUCAUGGACAUACCCGAAAACCCGAUCAAAGCCGCAUAUCCCCAUGUACCAGCCAAUUUCCCUUAACCAACGCCCAAACCAUGCAAAUCGAUGUGCUCCGCCUUGAUAAACUAGCAUAAGCCCG
This is a messenger RNA of Trichoderma atroviride IMI 206040, 286 nucleotides long. The record is from RefSeq and is a predicted model, not a curated record. Lineage: Eukaryota; Fungi; Ascomycota; Sordariomycetes; Hypocreales; Hypocreaceae.